AUGAAUUUGACCAACUGCACAAGAAUAACUGAAUUUAUUCUGGUUGGAUUGCCACGUGUUUGGGGAAUGGAAAGUGUGAUGUACGCCAGCAUCUUUCUCCUCUACAUCCUGAGUCUGAUGGGAAACGGACUCAUCAUUAUGAUAGUAAUCAAGGACCACCAUCUCCAGAAGCCAAUGUAUUUCUUCCUUACCAAUCUUUCUUUCAAAGACAUCGGACACACCACAACCUUCAUACCCAAGAUGUUGGUCAAUUAUCUCUCGGAAAAUAAUUCCAUCUGUUUCUUUUGCUGUAUAAUACAACUGUGCUUCUAUUUUCUGUUUGGGGUGACGGAAUUUUUUAUCAUCUUUUUGAUAUCCUUGGAUAGAUAUGUAGCCAUCUGCUAUCCUUUCAGAUAUGCCACUAUCAUGACCUCAGGGGUCUGCCUUAAACUGGCAAUAGGAGCCUGGUUUGGAGGCCUUUCCUCCGUCCUUUAUCAGCAAGUACUGACUGCAAACCUACCCUUUUGCACUUCCAACGUUAUCAAUCAUUUCUAUUGCGAUGCUGGGCCCGUGUUGAAGAUUGCAGGAGGAGAUACACGUCUCAUUGAGGCCCUCGGCUUCCUUGUUGCGGUGGUUGUGGUUGUGUCCUCCCUGGUUUUCACCCUCAUUUCUUACUUCUUCAUCGUCUGCACCAUUCUUCGAAUGCCUUCAACCUCCAGACAGCAGAAGGCCUUUUCCACCUGUGCUUCACAUCUGGUUGUGGUCAGUCUUUUGUACGGGUCGGUCUUUUUUGUCUACUUAAGACCGACUAUCAAGAACUCUUCCUUUAGUAUGACAAAGUAUGUCUCCAUACUCUAUACUUUUAUCACCCCCGUGCUCAAUCCUUUCAUCUACACCAUUAGGAACAAUGAAGUAAAAGAUUCUGUACGCAGAAUGAUUGGAAGAAAAGUUACCGGUCUCAGGAAUAUCUAA
This is a messenger RNA of Pantherophis guttatus, 951 nucleotides long. RefSeq names its product olfactory receptor 6X1-like. Gene Ontology annotation, biological process: G protein-coupled receptor signaling pathway. Gene Ontology annotation, molecular function: olfactory receptor activity; G protein-coupled receptor activity. The record is from RefSeq and is a predicted model, not a curated record. Gene Ontology annotation, cellular component: membrane. NCBI's taxonomy places the organism in Eukaryota, Metazoa, Chordata, Lepidosauria, Squamata, Colubridae.